UCCAUUACUUGCUUAUUCAAAAAUUAACAGAAAUGGUUGAUUCUCUCAUUUUCGCUUUCAACAAUGCCAUAAUCGUAAUGUUAGUGUAAGAUCGUUGAAAUCUUAAUCUUGAUCGCUUCUUCUUCUUUCUUCGAUUCCUCUCUCUCAGUGUAACGAACAUGGACGAAGAUUUUCAGAAGCGUAACACCGAUUGCGUUUAUUUCUUGGCUUCACCUCUCACUUGCAAGAAGGGUGUAGAAUGUGAGUAUAGGCACCAUGAAAUUGCGAGGCUCAACCCGAGGGAUUGUUGGUAUUGGUUAUCUGGGAAUUGUCUUAAUCCAACUUGUGCUUUUAGACACCCUCCUGUGGAUGGACACACUGGAGUGCCAUCUGAACCUACACAAUCUUCAUUACCUGCAACUGCAAACAAGACAAUGGUUACCUGUUACUUUUUCUUCAAUGGGUUUUGCAACAAAGGUAGCAAAUGCUCAUUUUUGCAUGGACCUGAUGAUAGCUCACUCACUGUAAAGCCUUUGAAGAAUGACACUGUAAAGCCCUUGAAGAAUGACACUGCCAAGCCUUUGAAGAAUGACUCAGCAAAGCCUUUAAAGAAUGACUCUGCUAAGCCUUUAAAGAAUGACUCUGCAAAACCUUUGAAGAUUGACACUGUGAAGCCUUUGAAGAAUGACUCUGCAAAACCUUUGAAGAUUGACACUAUGAAGCCUUUGAAGAAUGACUCUGCAAAACCUUUGAAGAUUGACUCUAUGAAGCCUUUGAAGAAUGACAAUGGAAGCAUUAAUAAACCCAACUUAGAAAAUGGAACUGCAUCGGGAAAUAAAACAAGUGUAGCAUCAUCCACACCAAGGGAUACCAUUACCCGAAAAGCUUUGUCCAAUAUUAAACCUCAGCCUAAGGAAGAUCUUCAGCUACCAUUACCCGAAAAUGUUAAACAGCAAGGUGAUUGCUUCAAAAUUUCUUCUUUGGACUAUAAAGAAGCUGUUGUGACUCGGUCAGACUCUCCAUUACCAGAAGACGGCUUUGCUCAUAACAUGUCUCCUUCAUGCACUGAGCAGAGUUCAGAGGAGCAAGAAAAUAGUCAAGUAGAGCCUGAGGAACGGUCCUCCCCUGGAUUUGAUGUUCUUGUUCAUGAUGAAUCUGGGAACAACCUGGGUUAUGAGGGCGGUUCUGAAUAUUUGCCAGUGCUUGAUAUGGAUGACCAUGAACUGAAUGAGCAAUACUUGGGUUAUGAAUUUAAAAACACAAAUGAUUACGACACCAUGUGCUCAGGCGCUGAUAUUCUUUAUGAACGGAAAACAUAUGAUGAUUACAGAUGUUUUGAUAGGGAUUUUACUAGUCCUAGUGAAAGGAAAGUUUGUGGUUAUCCCAGAGAGAUGGUCUUAGAUACUAUAUUUUCCAGGAAAAGGAUUCGAAUGUCCACUUCUGAGAUGGCUGCUUGUGAUUACUCUGACUUAGAUCUACGUCACCAUCUGAGAAGACGCAGGGAGGUCAAUAGUCCUCCUGACACAGGUCUCUUAAGAAGACAUGAGUCGUCUUCUUUGAUGGUUCAAAACCGGGAAAGGCGUCACAGCCAAGACAUUGGUCAGCAGCAAAAUAGAAGAUUAACAUCACAAGUAGGAUUUAGUUCAAUCAGAGAAGUUGAAGAUCUUUCAAUUGCCAACAAGCAAAGGUUAUUCAGGCCUUACCAACAAAGUAGGCCAAGAAAGCACUAUAGAGAAAAACCAGCUAAACGGCCAUUUCCUUCUUCUAAAGAAUCCAGGAAACCAAUUGUGAAGCAACAGAGAUCUAUUCAGAAAUCCAAUGCAUUUUCAGGGCCCAAGACUCUUGCAGAAAUAAAAGAAGAGAAGAAAAAGUCCGGUGAAAGUUCACAUUGUGAAAGCUCGUCAGCUGGUUUCCAGGAUCCCAAACCUCUGCAUGAAAUUCUCAAAGACAGGACCAUGGAUUGAGUGAGAGAUGGCAAUACCUGCAACAAUUGAAUCAUGAGAUUAAAAUGACUGAUGAUUCAAAAGACUAAUAUUCUUUCUGAAGAUAAUGAGAAAAAAUUGGCUUCAGGCGUUUUCUUUGUGUUUUUUAGGUUGAAAAUUGAGGUGCUUUCUAGCAUCCUUUAGUGUGCUGGAUGACCCGAUCAUUGGUAUGGUUAGAUGGUGAAUAUGUUUUUGUUCGAGCGAGGUUAAGAAGAACUCUUAGAUAAGUGUUUGAGUGAAAGAGGUAUCUUCUGUAGUUAGUUGAAUAUGUUGAUUUGGACAACGGCACUUAAAUCUAGAGAGUUGAUCACUGAUUUGCAUGAUAUCUUGUGUGUGUUUGAUUUUUGGCCUACUUGUUUUUUGUCUAUAAAGCUGCUUAUGACUCA
Messenger RNA from Medicago truncatula (barrel medic), 2347 nucleotides. Its product is annotated as zinc finger CCCH domain-containing protein 32. Lineage: Eukaryota; Viridiplantae; Streptophyta; Magnoliopsida; Fabales; Fabaceae. Gene Ontology annotation, molecular function: metal ion binding; mRNA binding. The coding region runs from base 159 to 1943 and encodes 594 amino acids. The record is from RefSeq and is a predicted model, not a curated record. The transcript has 3 exons.